AUGAGACGGUUUUUCUUCCAAUUUAUCAAGUUUGGUGCUGGUCGCCGUUACUUCAAAUCAAUUCAAGAUUCUCUUAAACUUUUUUCGGUGUAUUCUAACUGGGUAGUUAGAGGAUCGCUCACAAGUUUCGUGUUGCUUAGAUACACAAGAAAAGCUCAUUUACUAGCUGACGACGCGCAUAAUGUUCAUGUGGAUCACAAACUAACAAAGAGAGAACAACGAUUCCUACAGUUUGCCUCCUUAGAGUAUGAUGAUGUGAUUUACAUGAGUCCAAUGGACUUUUUGGAUUCUCUAACAUUAGAUAACCCAAGAGAAAGAGUAUACCGUCGAGUAUUGAAGAAAGAAGAGAUUGAGAGUAUGCUCGGAAGGACUCCUCCAUUCAGGCGCGGUGGGACAAAUUUAUUCAGAUCGUUAGGUCAAUCAGGAUUGAUAUCGUAUUCUGAAUAUAUUUUCCUGUUGACCCUCUUGACAAAAUCAAAGUCAGCUUUCAAAAUAGCUUUCAUGAUGUUUGAUGACGAUGACAGCGGCAGGAUUGAUAAGAAUGAGUUUCUAAUGGUUCGUAGUUUGACAUCGUCACUUCGAUCAAAUCGGGCAAUGAUCCAAACUGAUGACCAAUGUCAAUUAGAUGUUUCUGAGUAUAACUUUGUAGUUUCGAGACUGAAUACACGCAUUCUCUCAGGAGGAGAUUCGUAUGCCAUCAGAUUCAGAGUCAACAGAAUGUUUGCGACACGAGCAGCUCAUCUUCACGGUACUCGCUUUGUUCCAAAAAGUGAGGAAGAAGUUAAGAAGCAAUCGACCACUUUGCUUCUUCAUCUAUUUGGUCUCCGUGGUAACGAGACGCUUUCCUUCGAAGAAUUCCAAAAAUUUUAUCAUAAUUUGCAAAGCGAGUUGAUGGAAAUCGAAUUUCAUGAGUUUGCUCGCGGUAAAAACACGAUCUCUCCGAUUGAUUUCGCCCGAUUGGUUCUUCGAUACACAGUUGUAAACCUUGACGAUUAUCACACUUACAUAAAUCGGGUGGGGGACCGAACAUCGACUAAAGACGACGGAUUAACUUUAUCAAUGUGGGCUCGUUUUUCAAUGUUUUUGAACAACUUGGAAGAAUUUUCAACGGCUGUUCGGCUUUAUACUAAUGCAGAUAUGCCUGUAUCCCAAGCUGAAUUCAGUAGAGCUGUUGAGUGUACCAUAGGACAAAAACUGGAUCCCUUAGUUGUCGAUUUCAUUUUCCGAAUUUUUGACGCCAAUAAUGAUGGAACAUUAAGUUAUACCGAGUUUUUGGAUGUCAUGAAUGACCGACUACACAGAGGAUUACGGGGGCGCGUUGACAAACACUGGGGAUGGCAGCGAUUUAAAAAUUGUGUAAUUAGUGAGGUGGCCAGUGGGUAG
This is a messenger RNA of Auanema sp. JU1783, 1383 nucleotides long. The record is from the annotation of a GenBank genome assembly. Lineage: Eukaryota; Metazoa; Nematoda; Chromadorea; Rhabditida; Rhabditidae.